Messenger RNA from Chironomus riparius, 6069 nucleotides. NCBI's taxonomy places the organism in Eukaryota, Metazoa, Arthropoda, Insecta, Diptera, Chironomidae. The record is from the annotation of a GenBank genome assembly.
UCAACACUCAGUUCUUCAUAUCGUUUCAUUCUCCGCUUUGCUUUAAAAAGCGAUCGGAAUUUUUAAUUUAAUUUUUAUAGGUUUUGAACUUAAAUUUAAGUUUGUUCUUUGAAGUUUAAGAUUUAAUUGGUAGUUUUAUAAGAGCGGAAAGUGAUCUUUUGGAUUUAAAAAAAAUCAGUCAAAACAUCAUGCAAGAUGAAACAUCAGCUCAAUCCAUCAGUAAUGACAAUUUAAUAGCAAUUCAGCGGCCUUUCACUUUAGAUGACCCAAAUAUUAGUCAAGAAGUAGUCAAGGAGCUAUCUUCUGAUAAUAAAUCUUACAAUUUAUUGGGCAACUUUCUUCAUAACUUCAAAAUUGACGAACAAUUCAUCCUAAAAUUAUCAAAAAACAACAAAAAUGCCAGCAACGAAAUCAAAAAUUCCUGUAAAGUUCUUCAUUUCCCUUCCGAAUGGAAUUUUGCUGAAGUUUCAGCUACAAUUGAUGGUUUGAAGCCCCAAGAGCACCCAAAUCUCUUCAUAUUCAUCAUACAGGCAAUAAACUUUGAAUUUACUGCAAAACAGCAGCAAGAUUUUUCCAUAAAUUUAACAAAUCUACAAGCAUUGCUGUUCAAAUUUGGACAUACUCGUCCGAUAAUUUUCCAACUGACAUCAAUCGAUGGAAAUGCAUCAAAAAUUUACUACAAAAAUGAAAAUUCAUUCCAAUUUAAUGUUAUCGAACCACAGCACCUAGAAUCUAAUGAAUUAGACUCAUUUCCAUCAUUUUUAUUGUCUUUUGUCACGUCCAACUUUUAUGACUCUGAGAUUGAAGUUCUUGACGCAGUUCAACAAUUUAAAAAUCGUUCAUUAAUAUUGAGAUUCUUGCGAACUUUGAAACUUAGUGCUGGAUUUUUUGGAAGUUUAGCUUUGGACGUGGCAACAAAUGGAUCAAAGUCCGAAUUUAUAGCAGCUUUGGAUGCAUUAUUUAUUAGCGAUGGAAGGAUUCUUAACGACAGAGCACAAAAGUACAUCGCUGAUGUUUUUGGAGAUGACGACGAUCCACAAAAUGACUAUUCGGUGUUCCUUAGAGCUGUAGAAAAUGAGAAUGUGGAAGUUAUUGAAUAUCUGUUGACUUAUUGGACUCGUUUGAUCCAAGAACUUCCAUUUGAGCAACAAGUAAAGAUUUCUACAGCUGCACUUGAAUCAAAUCAACUUGAUGUCCUCUGUGACUUGCUAAACAUUGCUGACUAUCCAUAUCCUAAAGAAUUUAAGUUUGAUUCUGUUGAACAUGCUCGAUUAAGCUUAAUUAUGGCAGAGAGAACUGCUUUCAAAGCUGCCAUGAUGUCUGAAGAUUUUGAAAAACUUGACGAGUUCCUAAUCAACAAUCCUAACCUUAAAUUCAUUUACAGUCCUUCCAAUAGUUCAGCACUAACCGAAGCAGUUAAUUUAAAGCAAUUUAGAGUCUUUUACUAUCUAAAGUCACUCGACCUUAAAGGAGAAAAGUGCGAUGACAUUUUAAAUAAACUCAGCAAAGAAGAGAAGCGACAUGCCAUUGAAUUUGCAGCAAAUCAACGAAAGCUGAAUGUUAGCAAGUCACAAUUUGUCGCACCACAACCAGUUAUGUUGUUAUCUAUGAGAUCAUCGACUCACAACAGUCGGACUAAAAAGCCACAAAGUGACAAAUAUCGUGAAAAAAUCAUAAAAUGGCUCGAAGACAUCCACAAAAUUGCACCAGAUUUGAUUAACGUUGCAGCUACUUGUGGCGAAUUAAAGAUGAUUUUUGAUUUUGAAAGUGACACGGUUGAAAAUGUGAGCUUAGCAGGAUCGAAAGCAGCUGGUUCAACAUAUCCGACUAGGAAGUGGAUCUUUAUGGGUGCUAAAAUGUCAGAUGAUGAGGAAAAGGACCAGGAAAUCAAAGGAGUUUUGGCUCAUGAAUUAUGUCAUUAUGUCAUGCGAUUGGUUUACGAGAAUCAUGAGAAUCCAUACUUUAAGAACAGAGAGGAUGUUAAGGAGCGCUUUGAGGAAAUUGUCAAAGUAAUCAAUAAAUGGACAUCCAAUGAAGCUGAUAGCCUAGAUGAUGAAUGUAAUGGAAUCAUAUCAACAGUUUUUACACUUUAUAAACCUGAAUUAUUUCAUCUUGAAUUAAUUGUAAGAGUUGUGCAUAUUUUGGUCCAAUAUGACAAUAAUGAAGCUAAAUCAAAGCAGCUCCAAGACAAGUAUAAGAUUCUCUUCGAUUUCUGGGAACAACAAGUCAUUCCGGACCUAGCAGCAUUCAAAAUUAAGGGUCGGGAGGUUGUCAGGAAAAUGAAUCGAAUUCUUGAGCUUUUAGAGGACAUACAAGAUGAACUUUACAACUUUAAAGAACCAAAAGACAUCAAAAUGUUGUUUGACAGUCAAUUGACAAUCGUAACUACCAAUGUGCCAAUGCUUCUGUUCAAUGACAUCCAUAACCACCUGCAAGAUACAACUGGUGACUUAUUUGACACUGAAAACAUCUUUGUUAAUCCAGAAGUGCUGGAAAAUAAGGAAAUUCUCGAAGAUUUUACAAAAUUGCUACAGGAAGACCUUAAAUUGACUAUUAUUGUCGAUUGUUCAUUAGAAAUUCCAGGAAAUAUUAACAAUCUUAAAGGCUCAAAGACUGUUUUUGUUGUGUCAACUGACGUCCAGCAUGGCGAACUAAUGAAAAUCAUCAAUAAACCUGAAGCACUUCCAACAAAAAUCGAAAUUAAUUACAAUUGGAGCGACUUGACAAUAGACAGCCAAGAAUUGCUACUAGACCAUGAAGUAGACUUUCAAAAUUGGACUGGCGUGUCCUUGCUAGAGCUCUUGAUGUCUGAAACGUGCUUUAAGGAACCAAAAUCCAGUGAAUUAUACAAAACAGCAAAAGCUCAAGUUUUACAAGAUUUUCCCGAAAUUAUCGACGAUGAGCUGUUAAAUUUAUUAGCUGAUGGCUCGGAUGUAUGCAUCGACGUGCAACCAGAGAACAUUAAGGAACAAAAUAUGAGCAUUGCCGACCUCUUCAUCGAAAGGGAUUUCAUAAAAAAGACACAAAAGGAGAUAAAGAUUCAAGGAACACAGGAACUUAAGUAUGGAUUAGCUCUCAGCACAGAUGGACAAAUGAUGGCGAUUCCAAAUCUAUCACAAGAGCAACUGCUGUUUGAUGUCAAUGACAAGACAGUCGUUCUCAUUUCGGACAUUGCAGGAAAUGGCAAAAGUUGUAUCAUGAAGAAUUUUGAGGACGUUUUCAGACAGGAUGAGUCAAUCAAAUGGGUGACUUAUGUGGACCUGAAGCAGUUCAUUGACGCGUUUAAGUCACAAAACGGUGAGCCUGAAUUUUCAAUGUUUAUUGCUGAGCACAUUUUAAAAUCGAAGCAGCAAUUUGAAGCUAAAAUCUUCCAAAAAAUGUACAAAGACGGCCGAGUUUUGAUUCUUUUUGAUGGAUUCGAUGAAAUUGCUCCUGACUGUGCUGAAUUUGUGUCAAAAUUAGCUCAAAACUUCCAACAAAAUGGCGGGAAUCAGCUAUGGAUUGCAACGCGUGACUAUUUUGAGAUUGACUUGCAACAGAAGCUCAAUACUGAUGCUGUUUAUGGUCUUUCUGCUUUGUCUUUCAAUGAUGCAUUUCAAUUGAUAGCUGAAAGUUGGCUGCUGAUGGAAAUGAAGUUUGAGUCAUUUGAUGAAUUUCACAAAUAUGUGACAGAACCAAACGAUAAAUAUGAAGGUUAUCUCCAAAAAGCUCAAAAGAUUGUUGAAAAAUUAUUUACUGAUUGGUUGAGUCCAAUUGGGAUGCCACACAUGUUGACUGUAGUUGCUGAAUGCUGUAAAAAAGAUAACGAUGCAGUUGACUUUAAACUUUCGAUAAUCUUUGAUAAAUUCAUGCAGAGACAAUACGAAAAGUCGACUUUUGAGAAAGGUCCGAUCAGAAAAGCUGCAAACAUUCAAAGUCAAAAGUUCAGCAUGAGUUUUUGGAGGUUGCAUCAAUAUUUUGCAAUUGCUUUGAUAUUUCCUAAAUUCUUGGAGCUCUUGUUUCCCGGAUGUAAUGCAUCAGAAUGGCCUGUUGAAGAAAUCAUCGCGUUCGGCUUGAUGACAAAGUUUGGUGAUAAAUUUUAUUUCGUCCAUGCGACUUACGGAGAAUUUUUUGUGGCUGAUUUAGUCGCGAAUGGCUUAAAAAGACCGAAAAUUGAUGAGACAAUUAUUGAAAUUUUUAUUAAAAUUUUAACAAAUCAGCAGCAUGUGAUCAUCAGGAGAUUCUUGAAUGACAUGAUUGACAUGUCAAUAUUGAUGAAAAUUCAACCAAAUAUGAAGAAUAUUGUCGAUAUUUUUGACGACAAUUCAAACUUUAAAUUUGUUAAUUUUUUCAUCGAAACUUUUAUUCAGAAUUUUGAGAAUUUUCAAAAUUUCAUCAUUAAAGCCAUCAAUUGUGAAAAUUAUGACAGAAAAAAGGAAAUUCUUUACGAAUCGUCACUAGCAAUUGCUGUAACAUCCUCCGACGCUAAAUCCUUUACAAAUUUUCAAGAUUAUGUUUUUGAUACCUUAACGGCCGAUGAUGUAGCUGACUUAAUCCAUAAAAAAGGCACACUUCAUUGCAUUAUUUUAUCCAAUCUUAGUUUUGAGGUUUUUGAAAGUUUUCUAAAAAAAUGCGAGUCAAAAAUGAGUCGAACGAUGAUUCGAAAUGAAUUGGCCAUGCACGGCACAUUUAGCUAUGGCAGGGGAAACAUGUUACAUCACUUGUCAAUAUCCCCAAAGUUUGAUGUCUCAGCAGUGCUGGGAAUGUUGAAAAUUUAUAAGAAUUAUUUUAAUUUUGAUGAGAUUUGUAUAAUUUUAAGGAAUUGCAAUGAAUAUAAGCACAGCAUAUUGAUGCUUUAUGUCCUUAGUCGACAGGGAUUAUUUGCUAAAUUUUGGCGGGAAAUUGAGAAUUUUUACUCAACCAACGGCUCAUUAGAACAGUUUAAGGAACUGAUAAAAGUUGAGGAUAUUAAAGAAUGUUCUUUAUUGCACUAUGCAGCUAUCAACAAUGACAUUAAAUUUCAUAAAGAGUUGUGGGACUUAUUGCUGAAAACUUUUACUAAUCGUGAGGAACUAAUGGACAUGAUUCUCAAAAUAGAUCAAAACGAUCAUUUUAAUUUUAUCCAUAAUUUUAUUUCCAAUAAAUUAAAUGCAAUCGCUGUCGAGUUCAAUUUUAAAAUGCUCAAGGAAACCUUCACAGAAGCUCAAUAUACAGCAAUAAUAAGUUCCAAAGGACCUAAAACAUCAAAUGUCCUUCAAACUGCCGCCAUUAAUUCAAAUUCUAUCGAAAUUCACCAAAUUUUAUGGAAAAUAAUUCGAGAAUCGUGCAAAACUGAUCAAGAAUUUUUAACAAUUCUGAUGGAUGUUGAUGCUGCUGGCCGGAACAUCCUUCGACUUUGUGCCGAGUCAAAUUCGAGUGAAAUUUUUGAAUUUUUUAUUAACGAAUUGGAAAAAAUUGCAUCAAAUGAAGAUAUUAAGAAAAUGCUGAGUCAUUUGGACAAUAAUCAAGUUUGUCUGCUGCAAGGUCUGUCGAUGAAGAACAAAGAUCCUAAACUUCUUGAUACUGUUUGGCUUGUGGCUCGGAAAUAUUUUGAGACAUCUGAAAUUAUAAGGAUUAUUGAGGAUGACUGUCCAUUUGGUGAAAAUCUCUUAUUGUUAACAUUUUUGUUGAAUGAUUUGAAGUUGCUGAAUCAACAUGGAAUCAAAUUAAGAAGAUUUUCAGCUACAAUGAGCAAGUCAAGUACUUAAAAGUUAAGAACAAGAAAGGAAAAAAUAUUUUGGAAAGAGCUGCUGACAAGAAAAUUGGCAAUGACAAGAUUGAAUGGGUAACCAACUUAUUUAAAGAAUAUAAAAUUGUUGUUCAUGAACAGCUGUUGGCUGAAUAAGGCUUGUUAAAAUAUUAAAAUCAAAAAUAUUGAAAAUAAAUAAAAAAAUAUUUUUUUUGCUGUUAAUCAACUUGAUUUUUAUUUUUUUCCAACUUUUGCAUUUGAUUUUGAUCUUAUCCAGUGUUUCUAGAACUACGGUUCACGUCACGCGGCUAAGUUCCAACAAAAACCUUCAGAAAUGGUGCCAAACUUGACAAUCUAUUGAC